This is a messenger RNA of Arctia plantaginis, 1377 nucleotides long. Lineage: Eukaryota; Metazoa; Arthropoda; Insecta; Lepidoptera; Erebidae. The record is from the annotation of a GenBank genome assembly.
AUGCGGUGGUGUCUGUUGCUCAUUUUUACUUUGAUAAUAAGUGCAAAAGCGUGGGACGACGAUGAUUUCGAAGUGUUUGACGUGGUUGAAGAAGUGAAUCAAAACUUCUAUGAGUUGAUGGGUGUUAAACAGGAUGCAUCACCAUCAGAGAUAAAAUCUGCUUUUAAGAAGCUUACUCUGAAAUUACACCCGGACAAGAAUGAUGCUCCAGAUGCGGACGUGCAGUUCAGAAACUUGGUCUCAGUGCACAAUAUACUCAAAGACCCAGGGAAACGAGAGAAAUAUAAUGAAGUACUCAAAAAUGGGCUUCCUAACUGGAGAUCAGCAGUUUACUACUACCGACAUGUGAGAAAGAUGGGUCUGGCCGAAGGUUCCAUCAUCCUGUUCAUCAUCAUCACAUUUGGCCAGUAUGCUGUAGGAUGGGCUGCAUAUGCGGAAAAAAGAUUUACUGCAGAACAAAUAUUAAAUAGCAGAGGUAAAAAACACGCUAAGAAGUCCGGUUUUGAACAAGGUUUAUCAGAAAUACUAGAUCAACUGCCGAAACCGAGUAUAAAGGACACACUACCCUUUCAAAUACCACGAUGUGCUUGGUGGAUGGUAACCGCUAUCCCUAGAGGUAUCAUCGAGAUGAGGAGGAUAAUGAAAGAGAAAGAGGAAGAAGCUAGGAGGCAGAAAAAGAGGGAGCAAGAAGAGAAGGCUCGUGCGGAGCGAGAUGCAGCGGCGGCGGCCGAAGCUAAGGCAGCCGGCGGGGGCGUGCGCAAGCGCCGCGGGUUCGUACCCCCGGUCAAGGACGGCGGGGACUGCCUGCUCGAUCCUGGCGAAGAGCCCGACAGUGCACCUGUGGUGGUGCCUGUCAGACAGCCCGCCCCCCCAGUGAUCACAGGUGGCCUAUGGACAGACGAUGACCUGGCGGAGUUGGUUCGUCUAGUUAAGAAGCACCCGGGCGGCUCAGCGGAGCGAUGGGAGCGAAUCGCCGAAGCCAUGUGCCGCAGCGUACCCGAGGUCACGCACAUGGCCGCCAAACUGAAGGAGAACUGUUACAAGAUACCUGGCCAGGAGCCGGAACAGCCUCAAGUGGUAGAACCACCUAAAAAGGUGAAAACUCGCAAAGCGGAGGAGGUGUCGAGCGGCAACUGGUCGCAGGCGCAGCAGAAGGCGCUGGAGGCGGCGCUGGCCAAGUAUCCCAAGGGCGGCGCCGGCGACCGCUGGCACAAGAUCGCCGCCGCCGUACCCGACAAGACCAAAGAGGAAUGCAUGCAGAGGUGUAAAUAUUUAUCGGAAAUGGUAAGGAAACAGAGACAGAAAGAGGAAGAAGAAGCUCAACAAAAAGACGCAGAAGGACAAGACAAUACAUCACAAGACAACGAAGAGACGUAA